Molecule: messenger RNA, 668 nt
Organism: Tachysurus fulvidraco (yellow catfish)
Lineage: Eukaryota; Metazoa; Chordata; Actinopteri; Siluriformes; Bagridae
Gene: rbp2a
Product: retinol binding protein 2a, cellular
Exons: 4
Coding region: 86-493 (135 amino acids)
Biological process (GO): fatty acid transport
Cellular component (GO): cytosol; nucleus
Molecular function (GO): fatty acid binding
Source: RefSeq, a predicted model, not a curated record
ACACACACACACUAUUCCAGAUAUAAAAAAGCCAGCCUAAGAUCCUUUCUGACCCCAUACACACAUCACACUCACUCACACCACAAUGCCUGCCGACUAUAACGGGAGAUGGGAGAUGGUGAGCAAUGAGAACUUUGAUGAAGUUAUGAAGGCUUUGGAUAUAGACUUUGCCACACGUAAGAUCGCUGCACACCUUUCACAGACAAAGGUUAUUGUGCAAAACGGAGAUAAAUUUGAGACCAAGACUCUCAGCACAUUCAGAAAUUAUGAGGUGAACUUCACUGUUGGAGAGGAGUUUGAGGAGCACACGAAGGGUCUGGACAACAGAGUGGUGAAGACACUCGUCACCUGGGACGGAGAUAAGCUUGUGUGUGUGCAAAAAGGGGAGAAGGAGAAUCGAGGCUGGAAACAGUGGAUCGAAGGAGAUCUGCUGCAUCUGGAGAUCUUCUGCCAGGAUAAAAUCUGCCAUCAGGUGUUUAAGAAGAAACAGUAGCACAGUGAAGUUCUCAGUGACUCAGUUUCUCUCUCAUGUUCAUUCAUGUUGUACUUUUGUACUGACGUCAUUCUGAUACGUCGUUUUUAUUUAAACUGUUUUAAUCGUCUGCAUUUGGAAUGUUUUAAAGCUGCGAGUCUCAAACAAAUGCAUCAAUAAAUACAACCUGAUCAGA